UGAUUUAGGAUUAUGUAAACCUGUAGAAUAUUUUCAAUCAUCUAUAAAUUCUAAAAAGACUUGGUUAUUUUUAUUAUCUAAAAAGCAUAAUACCUUUUCAUCUAAAAAUAAUAAUAUUUAUGGUGUUUUACCAUUUGUAGCACCUGAAGUUUUAAGAGGUCAACCUUAUACUUUGGCUAGUGAUAUUUAUAGCUUUUCUAUGAUUAUGUGGAAAUUUAUAUCUGGAAUUCCUCCAUUUAAUAAUGAAGCUCAUGAUUUUCAACUUAGCUUAGAUAUUUGCAAAGGCAAACGUCCUGAAAUCAUUAAAAAUAUUCCAUAUU
This is a messenger RNA of Funneliformis geosporum, 320 nucleotides long. Lineage: Eukaryota; Fungi; Glomeromycota; Glomeromycetes; Glomerales; Glomeraceae. The record is from the annotation of a GenBank genome assembly.